GAAACAGUCGCCGCACCGCAGUUCGCAGUUCGGCCCUUCAACAUUGCUUCACCUACAACUGACUGCGAAAUUGGUGCCUGUGGACAGCAAACGAAGGUAGCAAUUCGCGUUGCUGUACUUACCCUUCCAUCCUCCUCCUUUCAUAUCUCUAACCACUGCAAGCCUUGUCAACAUGGAUAGGCUCAUCGACGACCGCGCAAUACAGGACGAUGAAGAGGACGAUGAAUCCUUCGACGAGGAAACUGGUGAAGUGACAAAGAAGGCCAACGGAGCAAACGGUCGCUUCGACGACUCAUCUGAGGAGGAGGAAGACGACGAUGACGAGGAAGCAGCUGCAGAGGUUGCAAAAGGUUUCAUCGUCGAUGAGGACGAGGAAGAAGAAGAAGCCCGCCGAGAACGAAGACGAGAUCGGAAGAAGCGCCGGCGCGAAGAACGCGAAGACGAAGGCUUAGAUGAGGAAGAUCUUGAACUCAUUGGAUUAAAACCUGCGGAGGAAGCACCCGAACCAAAAUUCAAGCGACUGAAGCGUGGGCCCCGUGAAGACCGCGAUAGGCAGCAAGUCGGUGUCAAUGAUAUUUUUGGCCACUCGGACGAUGAGGAAGAGGCUGUUGACUACAACCGACGAAGCCGUCCAGACCGUCGUGGUCUACAGGACGAGUUCGAUGACUUUAUCGAGGAAGACGUGUUCUCCGACGACGAACAACAACGGCAGCGAGAAGAUGAAGAGGUCGCUCGGCCGAACCGUCGUGGUCUUCCAGAUCUAGGUAUCGCAGACGUCGCAGGUCUCGAUGAAGCUGCCCUGGAGGACUUCCGCGCAGCUUUCGGUGAUGGCACCGACUACGAUUUCGCUCUCGAGAAAGAGGAUGAAGCCGAUGAGGAAGAAGCUCAGAAGGACAAACACUUGGACCUCAAGGAUGUCUUUGAACCAUCGCAGUUGGCCGAGAAGAUGUUGACAGAUGAAGAUAAUGCGAUACGCUACACUGAUGAACCUGAACGACAUCAACUUGCACGCAAACCCUACCGCCACGUCGAGCUCACCGAGGAUGAAUUCAAAGAUGAAGCUGCGUGGAUCUCCAAUCUCAUGCUUCCGGGCAAACAAUUCACCUCCGAUCUCCAUGAACCAUUCAGACGGUCGAUUGCGCAUGUUCUGGAGUUCCUAGUCCGAGACGACUAUGAGGUUCCAUUCAUAUUCCAGAACCGAAAAGACUAUCUUCUUCACGUUGUCAACAAAGUCGUUGGGAGAGAGGAGGACGGGACGCCGCGCACAGUAGCAGACGCCACCAGACUCCUCGUUCAACGCGACCUAUGGCAGAUUUUCGAACACGACCUCAAGUAUCGUGCAAUUGUCGAAAAGCGACAAGCACUGCAAAAGACAUACCAGGACUUGAAGUCGGCCAGUGUUUCUAAUGAUACCAUGUUUGAAAAGAUGCUUCCAAUGGCAGCCACAAUGGAAGAGCUGCAGGACCUACAGGACUACCUCUACUUCGAGUACGCCUCACAAUUGAAGGACUUGGCGUUGACAUCUAACGGCGAGACUAAUGGCAUCAAUAUGUCCCAAAAGAAAGCCACGACGAAGACUGUUUACGAGGAGAUUCGCACGUCGAAAGCCUUUGGUCUUGUUCGAGCUUUUGGUAUUACUGCUGAUGCUUUCGCGCAAAACGCAGCUCGAGAAGGCGUCCGGACUUACACAGAAGAUCCAAGUGACAGUCCGGAAAAUCUUGCAGGUACAUUUAUCGACGAAGAGUUCUCGACGACCACGAAAGUCCUUAAAGCCGCCAAAUCAAUGUUCACCGAGGAGCUUGUCAUGAGUCCGAGGUUCCGCGGGCUCGUCAGGAAAACUACCUACCUUGAUGGAGUUAUUGACUGCCAUCGAACUGAGAAAGGACUGCGAAAAAUUGACGAGCAACACCCUUACUACGAAUUCAAAUAUCUGAGGAAUCAGGACUUUGCGUCAUUCGUGCAAACACCUGAUCUCUUCUUGAAGAUGCUAAAGGCCGAAGAAGAAGGUUUAGUCGAGAUCAGGGUGAGACUUCAAACCCCGGAGAAUUUCAAGAAACAGUUACACAAGCAUAUCGAGACGGACAACUAUUCCACUAUCGCGGACUCCUGGAAUGCGGAACGUCGCGAUGUUGUAUCCGUUGCUGUGGACAAAGUGAUGAAGCUCAUGGGCCGACUCGUCAAAGAAAACUUGAAAGACUCGUGUGAGAACACCAUAGGUAUCGAGUGCCGAGAGGAAUUCAGCCAGCGGCUUGAUCAAGCUCCAUAUCAGCCCAAAGGCAUGAGAAAAGGCACGACUUCUCGCGUCUUGGCACUUACCAAUGGAGGAGGUACACCUGGUCGCGACCAUAUUUACUGGUCGUAUGUCUCCGACGAUGGCAGAGUACUUGAGCAUGGCCGGUUUAAGGAACUUGGCCCUGGUGAUCAAGAACGAAACCUCCCAGAUGGUAAGGAUGUGGAGGCACUGGUCGAGGUCAUCCGCCGGAGGGAGCCAGAGGUCAUUGCCGUUUCAGGCUUCUCGCCCGACACUCGCAAACUCCAGUCCAACCUCAGCACCCUGAUCAAGAAUCAUGAUCUGCGCGGCCCUACCUACACCGAUGACGACGAUCGAGACCGAAGUGAUUUCUUAGACGUCAUCUUGGUGAAUGAUGAGGUUGCACGUUUGUACCACACCAGCGACCGUGCGAAAGCUGAGCAUCCGGGACUUCCACCUUUGGCGCUAUACUGUGUGGCCCUUGCGAAGUACUUGCAAGACCCUCUGAAGGAGUAUGCUGCUCUAGGACGCGAUCUUGUCUCAGUCAGCUUUCAUCCGGCUCAAAACCUUCUUCCCCAAGACAAGCUGUUGAAGAAGCUAGAGAUGGCGCUUGUGGACAUUGUUAACAUGGUCGGAGUCGACAUUAACGAAGCUGCUACUGACAGCGCUAUCGCGAAUCUCCUGCCUUAUGUCGCUGGCCUUGGCCCCCGAAAAGCUUCACAUGUUCUCAAAGUCAUCAACCUCAACGGUGGCUAUGUCAGCACCCGUGAGGACCUUCUUGGAGUUAACGAGAACCAUCCCGCCAUGGGAUUUAAGGUCUGGAGUAAUGCUGCAUCGACUUUGCACAUUCACUUCGACAUGCAGGAGCCUACGGCUGAAUAUCUGGACAACACUCGUGUCCAUCCUGAAGAUUACGACAUUGCCCGCAAGAUGGCAGCCGAUGCUCUCGAGCUUGACGAAGAAGACAUCGAAGCCGAAAGACAUGAAGGUGGGCCGGGAGCUAUUGUCCGCCGACUGAUUCGGGAAGAAGCUCAAGAACGUGUCAAUGAUUUGGUCCUCGAAGAAUACGCGGAGCAGCUGGAGAAGAAUCUGAAUGCGAAGAAACGUACUACCCUGGAAAACAUCAGAGCUGAACUCAACGAGCCCUACGAGGAGUUGAGAAAUCCUUUCCGCACCGCUCUUGGUGAGUCCGAGGUCUUCACUAUGCUUACAGGCGAGACGAGAGAGUCCCUACAGAAGGGCAUGAACAUUCCUAUGACCUUGAAGCGGGUGACCGACAUGAAUGUCGAGGGCAAACUCGACUGCGGACUGGAUGCCUUAGUAGAAGAUGGCCAGUGGGCGGACAGCGGCAUCUCUCCGAAGCAGUUGUACACCAUUCAUCAGACUGUGCCGGCACAUAUUACCUCGAUCAACCGCAAAGAUUUCGUUGUAACUGUCAGUCUACGGGAAGAUCAAAUCAAGAGACCUUUCAAGAGGUACAACCACAGUGACCGCAGUUACAACGAAUGGGAUGACCGUGAAGAGGCCGCAGACAAGAAAAUGGUGGAGCAAAAGACUGAAUCAGGUGGAAGGGUGACCCGUGUCAUCAAGCACCCGCUGUUCCGACCGUUCAAUGCCAAGCAGGCGGAAGAGUACUUGGGUAGUCAGAACCGUGGUGAUGUGGUGAUUCGUCCGUCGUCGAAAGGAACGGAUCAUCUUGCAGUGACUUGGAAAGUGGCUGACGGGAUAUUUCAACAUAUCGAUGUGCUCGAACUCGAUAAGGAGAACGAGUUCUCGUUGGGUAGGACCCUGAGGAUCGGUGGACGCUACAAUUACUCCGACUUGGACGAACUGAUAGUGCUGCACGUCAAGGCCAUGGCUCGAAAAGUGGACGAGAUGUGCGGCAACGAGAAGUUCCAGGACAAGUCCAAGGCUGCAUUAGAGGAGUGGUUGACCACCUAUACCAACGCCAACCCCAAACGAUCCAUGUACCAAUUCUGCAUCAACCGCGAGCGGCCGGGACAGUUCCAUCUUGUGUUUAAAGCUGGUCAAAAGGCCAAGCUGAUGGAUUGGAGUGUGAGGGUGAUUCCUCAGGGGUUUGAACUGAUGAAGACGCCUUAUCCUUCCAUGAGGGACUUGUGUAAUGGCUUCAAGCUGAUUUUCCAGAACAUGCAUGAUUCUGCGGCAUUGGGCAGACGAAGAUAGCGAUAGCACGGGUUGCACUUCCUGAGGAAUUGUAUCACUUAGCAGGGCAGAAUAAAAGUCAUUGACCAUCACUUCUACCUUGCUUUUCCGUAGUGGUCUGAUAUAGUGAUGUCGUCCUCCAUCCAGACUCCAAUUGCAUUAGAGCUUGUAGUCGACGCGUCCACC
Exophiala viscosa is the source of this 4600-nucleotide messenger RNA. RefSeq names its product transcription elongation factor SPT6. Gene Ontology annotation, biological process: nucleosome organization; transcription elongation-coupled chromatin remodeling; transcription elongation by RNA polymerase II. The coding region runs from base 173 to 4435 and encodes 1420 amino acids. The record is from RefSeq and is a predicted model, not a curated record. The transcript is spliced from 3 exons. Gene Ontology annotation, molecular function: nucleosome binding; histone binding; DNA binding. Gene Ontology annotation, cellular component: transcription elongation factor complex. Lineage: Eukaryota; Fungi; Ascomycota; Eurotiomycetes; Chaetothyriales; Herpotrichiellaceae.